This is a messenger RNA of Athalia rosae (coleseed sawfly), 2064 nucleotides long. It is a transcript of the gene beta4GalT7, whose product is annotated as beta-1,4-galactosyltransferase 7. Gene Ontology annotation, biological process: proteoglycan biosynthetic process; carbohydrate metabolic process. Gene Ontology annotation, molecular function: xylosylprotein 4-beta-galactosyltransferase activity. The transcript has 3 exons. The record is from RefSeq and is a predicted model, not a curated record. Lineage: Eukaryota; Metazoa; Arthropoda; Insecta; Hymenoptera; Athaliidae. Bases 792 to 1772 code for a protein of 326 amino acids.
AAACACUCCCUCAAACGAAUCGCAAAACUACCCCUUCGGUGUUUUUUCAAUUUUGAGGUCAAAAAUUAACAUUUUUUCUUCUUUGAUUUCCUAUGCUGUCUUCGUGUAUUUUGGUCUCAGGAAUCCAAAUCUGCCAGCCAAAUUGACCUACCUAUAAAAUUGAUUGAGUUAUCGCCAUUUUCUCGCUUGCAAAUGUGAAAAAUUAAGAAUAUCAACAGUCAAAAAUCAACAUUUCUUUUGAACGGUAUUUUAUGGGCUAUUUUUAUGUACGUUUAGCCCAGAAAUUUGUAUCUGCUAACUCAAUUGAUCUACCUGUUGUUAUAAUCUAGUACGAUGAACAAGUUUUCAGCCCUAGAUUACCAAGUGAUUUUCUCACUUAAAAGAAGAAGGAUAUUGGGAAUAAUUUCAAAGAUAGUUGGACUUUAAUCGUUGUUGAUAAGAUACUCUAAUAGUAAUCAGUAUCAGUUGCUCGAAAAGUUCGAAGAAGAUUGAAAUAUUAGCUUUACUAGUUAGCUCUAAAAAAUCAUUUGAAAUUCCUGUUUAAAAGGCAUACAUGCGCGUCACAUGCCUGCGCGUGAGUAUCGUCAUGACAGUUGUGAACUCGUUGUACUCAGGUAGAUUUAGUGUCGUGAUGAAUCUUAUGCACCUGACGUGAGAAGUUCUAAAUUUUCAACAAACAGGAUUGUUAAAAUGAGUCUAAUUAUGAAUUAUCCUACCGGUGAAUACAUCGAUGGUUUUUAUCCAAACUUUGUUUGAUUAUAUUAAGUAGAUGUGUACGUACGUAACUGCCUAUGAAUAUCAGGAUGAACGUUUUAUUCAAGGAUCUUAGAAUUCGGUACCUCUUCAUCUGUAUAUUUGUCACCUUUGCCUUUACCUGUUUCAUUGGAAUUGCUCCCUUGAGCAUAGAUGAAUGCAAGUGCGAUGUAGGCGAUACACCUUCAAAACUAGCUGUAGUUCGAGCUCGAAACAAUGAAUUAAAAAAUAGCAAGCAUAGCUUGGCGAUACUUGUCCCAUUCAGAGACCGCUUUGACGAGCUACUAAUAUUUGUUCCUCACAUGCACAAAUUUCUCAGUACUCAGAAUAUAAAUUACCACAUAUUUAUAAUAAACCAGGUUGACAAUUAUAGGUUUAAUCGGGCUUCGCUCAUCAACGCAGGAUUCUCGGAGGUUCAAAAAGACUACGACUACAUAGCUAUGCACGACGUAGAUUUACUACCAAUGAAUAAUCAGUUGUUAUACCGUUAUCCGGCGAAAGAACCUCAUCACAUUGCUUCACCUGAACUUCAUCCACGAUAUCAUUACCCCACUUUUGUGGGUGGUAUUUUACUUGUAAAUAGAGAUCACUUUGCAUUAGUUAAUGGCAUGUCAAAUAAAUACUGGGGCUGGGGUCUUGAGGAUGAUGAAUUUUAUGUGCGUUUAAAAGAGGCUGGGCUGGGUGUUAGCCGACCACAGAAUGUGACCACUGGAACGCAUAACACAUUCAAGCAUAUCCAUGAUAGAAAUCGUAGAAAACGAGAUAUCACCAAGUGUUUCAAUCAACGCGAGGUUACCAGAAGAAGAGAUCGUCAAACAGGUCUGAAAGAUGUUUCUUAUAAAUUGUUGAACGUUACCAAAAUGACGAUUGCAGAAACGCCUGCGAUAACUGUACUUGAUAUUUCAUUAAAUUGUGAUAAAUCUGUGACCCCAUGGUGUGAAUGUAGCAAAUCUGAUACUCCAAAGGUUUCAUCAGCUAAAGAAGUGAAAAAAACUAAGAAAUCUGCUAGCGGUUCUUAGUUAAUUCUCCAUUAUCGAAGUGGAUGAUCCCCUGUAAGUUUGACUAUGAUGACGCGUAGAUACUUAUAUAAGUUCAAUAGUCUGCAUUGUUGAAACUAAGGUGCCAUUAAACUGUGACUUGAAAUUUUUAGACCCAUUAUUGAUGGCUUAGGUAUAAAAAUUACUUUUUCAUUACUGCCAUAAUUCCAAUCGUAUAUGAAAUCAAUGUGUAUCCCCACACAUCUACCUCCUAGUUGUUCCAUUCAUCCUGCACGUAUGUACAUAGUAAAUAAACUCCAAACACGUGUAUCUA